Drosophila ficusphila is the source of this 327-nucleotide messenger RNA. RefSeq names its product acanthoscurrin-1-like. The record is from RefSeq and is a predicted model, not a curated record. NCBI's taxonomy places the organism in Eukaryota, Metazoa, Arthropoda, Insecta, Diptera, Drosophilidae. The transcript has a single exon. Bases 1 to 327 code for a protein of 108 amino acids.
AUGGGCGGCGGCGGCGGCGGAGGCGGGGGUGGCGGUAGCACCAUUGGCGGCGGCACCCUGGGCCACGGCACCGCGAUGAGCAGCAGCACGGUCGGCAUGGGCCCUCUCCCCGGCACCCUGAUGCACGGAUCCUCCGGCGUUGGCGUUGGCGGUGGUGUUGGCAAUCCUGGCAACGUUUAUGGCAACGGGAACGGCGGCGUCGGUGGGCAGAACACCGCUCCGGGUUCCGUGAUCGACUCGCGGGCCGUGUCCGUGGUGGUCACGCUGCCCGGCGGCCCGGGCGCCCAGCAUCCGGGCCAGGCGCUCAGCGACUACGGUCCCAUAUAG